AUGGAGGAUCUUAAACGCGCAAAGAUAACUCGACGCGCUCAACGAGCCCAAGCAACAAAGACGUGGAAUAAAGCAGAAGCGUUAAUGAAUGACGAGAUCAACGAAACCAACAUUCAACGACUACAAGUUGUGCUACAGACAUUCGACACGAAAAUCGAACAAUUGAAAAAGCUCGACGAGAAUAUAUCGUGUAAAAUCGAGACCGAGAAAGAACUGGAAAGCGAGAUCGUGGAAGCAGACGACUAUCUAAGUGAGGUAAUGGAUAAAAGGUACCGAAUACAAUUUUUUAUAAGUGCUAAUCAAGCCACUACGGCAAGUCCUAACAACACGCUGUCUGCGGCGCAAAACUAUAAUCAAGGAGAACAAUUGGCCUCUCAAGGUCACACUUACUCGCUGCAAUUGAACAAUUCGAGUGCGCAUAGAUUACCUAAGUUAGCCCUGCCGAUAUUCAAUGGGAAUCCACUAAAAUGGCAAACGUUUUGGGACUCGUACAAAGCCGCAGUUCAUGAUAAUAAAUCUCUAUGUGACAUACAAAGAUUCAAUUAUUUAAAAGCGCAUCUGGCGGAAGAAGCGGCUAGAUCAAUCGAGGGUUUACCACUAACAGACACAAACUACGCACAGUCAGUCAAGAUACUAGAAGAAAGAUUUGGUCAACCACAUAAAAUCACAAACGCACACAUGCAAGCAUUGUUAGACCUCCCUAAUCCAUCUGAGUCCGUAACUAGUUUACGUGGGUUUUACGACCGCAUGGAAAAUCACGUCCGAAGCCUUGAAGCUUUGGGGAAAACACAAGACUCCUACGGUGAUCUCCUAGUGCCCGUUAUCUUGAGCAAGCUUCCGACCACUGUAAAACACAAUCUUAUUCGAGAACAUGGAACCACGGACUUGAGUUUAGAACAAUUGCGCAAAGCUAUUUCGAAGGAAAUCCUUAUACUCGAGGCAGGUGAAGAGACAAAUAAACUUAACAAUUUAAGUCAGUCACCUGAUACCCUCCCUUCCAUCUCCAGUUUAUUAACGAACACUAGCAGAUACAAAAACCUUGGGGGAAAUUACAGUAACUCAAAGUUUAAAACACCACCUAACCCCUCCAAACCGAAGGCGUGUACCUUCUGUAAUGGAUCUCACAAACCGAACGACUGUACGGUGGUAAGUGAUCCUGCUGCACGAAAACAAAUUGCGUUUCAGGCGAACUUGUGUUUCAACUGCCUUAAUAACCAUCGCGUGUCACAGUGCAAAUCCAAAAACCGCUGCAGACAAUGUCACCAAAAACACCAUACAAGCCUUUGUGUAGGGAAUAAAGAGCGCCCAGAACAACAAAAACCUGACCCAAACACGCGUCAAAACAUCAAAGACAAGGACAGAAACGUGCAAUGUAUGUGUACCAACGGUGGCGACGUAGCUCAAACAACCAACACAAGCGAACAAACAUCUGGUAACAACAACACGUCAGCAUCCGUUACGAACCUUCAUACCAACCUAUCCGACAACAAGUACUCCCACCGAUAUACCUUACUGAAAACAGCAAUAGCCACCGUACAAUCCCGAAACAGAGCCGCAACCGCACACAUCCUGUUCGAUGAAGGUGCCCAACGUUCUUUCAUAACUGAAGAAUUAGCAAACAGUCUCAACCUCGUGCCAGAAAGGACAGAACUUUUACACCUAUCAGUCUUCGGUGGUGCCCAGACAUCAGUGAAAAGAGUCGAUAUCGCAACCGUACAUCUACAAACAGACACUGGUGGAAUUAUCCCAAUCCAAGUAGUAAUCAUCCCAGUGAUUGCUAUACCACAAAAGAACCAUAUCACCACUGACAUAUACAACCUACCUUACCUCAAGAACCUCAAGCUAGCUCAUCCCGUCACCAGCGAUGACCAAUUCGAGAUCUCUCUCCUCAUUGGUGCAGACCACUAUUGGGACGUGGUAGAAGACAAGAUUGUUCGGGGAUCUGGACCUACUGCCGCCAAAUCAAAGAUUGGCUACCUACUGUCUGGACCAACUGCCAUUCCCUACCCACCAUCAGAACUCAUCGCUACAGUCCUCAAGGCCAUCGUUGCGACAGAACGGGAAGAAGAAAUGUUAGAACGGUUCUGGAACUUGGAAUCCAUAGGCAUUUUACCUGAUGAAACCGAGAAAAAAGAAAGAGAGUUCGUUGAAGACUACCAAAAUUCCUCAAUUCACCUUGAAAAUGGACACUAUAAUGCUAAGUUGCUUGGAAACCUAAUCACCCACCACUUCCUACAAAUGAAGCAAUAGCAAAAGGACGAACCCGCUCCACAGUACGACGGCUUGCCACAGACCCCGAAAAGCUGAAAGCAUACAACCAAAUCAUCACUGAACAACAACAACGUGGAUUUAUAGAGAAAAUCCCCGAUUCCGAAAAGAUCCGAAGCAGAUGUCACUACCUUCCACACCAUGCUAUCUUGAAAGACUCCUCCACCACUCCACUUCGUGUCGUCUUUGACUGCAGUUGCAAGACAAACGAUAGUCAACCAAGCUUGAAUGAUUGUUUAGCUACUGGUCCUCCACUCUUAAACGACCUCACCGCGAUCCUCAUUCGAUUCCGCUGCUAUCGGUAUGCCUUGACUGCUGAUAUCGAGAAGGCAUUUCUCCACAUAAUUCUGGAUGAGGAAGAUCGGGAUGCCACACGAUUUUUCUGGAUAUCGGACCCAAAGGACCCGGAAAGUCCAUUUGACGUCUAUCGUUUUAAGUCUAUCCUAUUUGGUGCGUCGUGUUCACCGUUUAUCCUAAAUGCGACCCUCAAGAAACAUCUCGAAAGUAUUCACAACCCAGUCGCUGAGAAAAUGAAGACCGAUAUUUAUGUUGAUAACCUCGCCACUGGCUCUGACAGUGAGGAUGAAGCAUCUACGUUUCUUGAAAGAUCAAGGCUCAUAAUGUCACCUGUGGGCUUUAAUCUAAGAGCGUGGAAUUCUAACAACCCCACGGUUCGUGCAUCAGCCGCAGACCAAGGCCUUCAAGACAAAGAUCCAGAAACAAAGGUACUCGGGCUUCGAUGGAAUCCUAAAACUGAUACACUCCAGUUUCAGCAACGGCAACCACCUAACGACGCCAACAAUAGCAUCACAAAAAGAGAAGUUCUCUGCAAAUUCUCCAAGAUUUACGACCCACUUGGCAUCCUAACUCCAGUAACCAUUCGAGCCAAGAUACUUAUACAAGAACUGUGGAAAGAAGGGUACAGUUGGGACGAAUCUUUACCACAAGAGCUCCACGAAAAAUGGUUGGCACUCUCUAAGGAUUUGCAAACUGCCACACAAACCGAAAUUCCUCGCCGUUACUUCCCCUCUUCAUCAACAUGGCCACCUAGCACUUCCCUCCACGUAUUUGUCGACGCCAGUGUUAAAGCAUAUGGAGCAGCUGCUUAUAUCACUUGUGGUUCCGAAACAUCAUUGGUUAUGGCCAAAUCCCGAGUUGCGCCUCUCAAGAAACUUACCUUACCACAGCUCGAGUUAAUGGCAGCUGUACUUGGUGCAAGACUGUCUUCAUACCUCCAAGCCCAUUUACAAGCGUCCGACGUUUACCUCUGGUCGGAUAGUCAAAUAGUCCUCCACUGGUUGUCCUCUAAGAAAGAUUUGAAGCGAUUCGUCCACAACCGCGUCACCGAAAUCCAGUCGCUCACACAAACUGCCUCAUGGAACUAUUGUCCAACUGGGGAUAAUCCCGCUGACCUCCUAACCAGAGGAAUGCAGACUGGUGAAUUAUCCACAUCCACUCUCUGGUCUCGUGGUCCUUCGUGGCUAAAUACAAAGAAGAACUGGCCCAGCUGGAAUUCCAAAUCUGUUCUCCUCCAGUCCACUGCAGCAGAACAACUCGAAGCCAUCUCCACCAUUACUAGUGAACCAACAAACAACCUAACUAACGUACCUGAACCUAAACAUGGAAUUGCCAAAAUUAUCAAUCUGUCUGCUUAUAGUAACCUCCAUAAGCUAGUACGAGUCACAGCGUGGGUUCUACGCUUCGUCGAUAACCUGAAGAAAAGAACUCAUUCUGGUCCAUUAUCUGUCACUGAACUAGAUUCUGCUCUAAUGUUUUGGAUUGUUGAUUGUCAAUCUGUUGUGUAUUCAAACGAACUUGUCAACCUACAGUCGAAGACAUCUAACCGAUCAUCAUUGGUCAGACAACUUCGUCUAUUUCUCGCCGAAGGCAUCAUCCGCUGUGGUGGAAGAAUACAUAAUGCUCCUCUUCAAGAAUCUGCUAAGUUCCCCAUUCUCCUCCCACGAAACCAUCAUCUUACACAGUUGAUUGUGGAGGAUGCACACAGAGCAACCCUUCACUCUGGACAAAACUCUACCCUUACCCACCUCCGUCAAAGAUAUUGGAUACCUGCUGCCAGACAAUACAUUAAGAAGAUCAUCCGUCGUUGUGUAACGUGCCUCAAAACUACAGGCAAACCAUACACGGUACCAGACCCACCACCACUUCCAACAACUCGAACAAAUGAUUCAUCCCCAUUCACCAUUACUGGGGUCGAUUUUACAGGCGAAAUCUACGUGAAAUCAACCAACGGUCGAUCGAAGGUGUAUAUUUGCCUGUUCACUUGUGCAAGUACUUGUGCUGUUCACCUUGAAGUCGUGACCGACCUAACAGUUCUGACCUUUAUUGAAGCUUUCCGUCGAUUCGCAAGUCGCAAGUCACUGCCAAAAGUCUUGAUCUCUGACAACGCCUCCACCUACCAGUCCGCCAAUUGCCAAACUGUAUCCAUUAGAGGUUAGAGCUACAACCUCCUUUGGUAUUUGUCCCACAACUGACGAACCAAGUGACGAGAAAGAUCAACCAUCCGAGAACCCGCCACAGAGAGAGAAACGAUCAGCAGCAGUAGCAGCAAAGAAGAGAAGAUCUAGAACAUGUCAAUGUACAAAUAUUAGUAAUCACUCAUACUCGAACUUGAUUGGUUAG
This is a messenger RNA of Paramuricea clavata, 4908 nucleotides long. The record is from the annotation of a GenBank genome assembly. Lineage: Eukaryota; Metazoa; Cnidaria; Anthozoa; Malacalcyonacea; Plexauridae.